This is a messenger RNA of Cololabis saira (Pacific saury), 4403 nucleotides long. Its product is annotated as ceramide transfer protein-like. Lineage: Eukaryota; Metazoa; Chordata; Actinopteri; Beloniformes; Belonidae. The record is from RefSeq and is a predicted model, not a curated record. Gene Ontology annotation, biological process: ER to Golgi ceramide transport. Gene Ontology annotation, molecular function: phosphatidylinositol-4-phosphate binding. Gene Ontology annotation, cellular component: Golgi apparatus. The transcript is spliced from 19 exons. Bases 466 to 2400 code for a protein of 644 amino acids.
AAGUGGAAGCACGCGUUUAGUCAGUCGAAACAUGGCGUUGAGCGGCGAAGCCGUCACUUCUCUCCGCGGCCAAACGAACCCCAUCACGGCCGCGCAGCGCUGCUGAGAGGCGGCCACUCUCCUCUCCGUCCCUGCGGGCCUGCGGUUGCCAGGUUGCCCGGUUUCCCAGGUUUCCCAGGUUGCCAGGUUCCCAGGUUGCCAGGGCGACGCCGAAGAACCGCGGCUGCUGGCGCGGAGUUGACAGCUGCGCUCUGCCGCUCACCUGCAGCCUCUCCCGGUCAAAACACCCUCCGUCCGAGCGGGGGCUUGGGACUCCUUAUCGAUUUUCAAGGCUAUUUCGGCUAUUAACCAAUCGAUAAACAGCACAACAUGAUUCCGUGAACUGUUGCUGCUGUUUUCGUGCUGCUUCGACCAGGCUGCUCUGCUCAUUUCGGCACUUAUUUGCUCUUGAAUCGUUUUAACACCAUGUCAGACAACCAGAGUUGGAAUUCGUCCGGCUCCGAGGAGGAUUUGGAGCCCAGGGAGGAGUACGUGCAUCCAGCUGGGGUCGGCGAGUUCAGCGGGGUCCUCAGUAAGUGGACAAACUACAUCCAUGGCUGGCAGGAUCGUUGGGUCGUUCUGAAAAAUAACACACUGAGCUACUACAAGUGUCAGGAUGAGACCGAGUAUGGCUGCCGAGGCUCCCUCUGCCUCAGCAAGGCUGUCAUCACUCCUCACGAGUUUGACGAGUGCCGUUUGGACAUCAGCGUGAACGACAGUGUGUGGUACCUCCGAGCUCAGGACCCAGAGCACAGGAACCAGUGGAUCGACUCUAUCGAGCUGCACAGAAGUAUCAGAGAGGGGAGGAGAGAGAAGGGAGGAGUCCAGGGAACAGUAAUCAUCCCUCCACCACUGGCUGAUUCCGGAUACGGUUCAGAGUCCAGUCUGCGAAGACAUGGCUCCAUGCUUUCGCUCACAUCCGCCACCAGCAGCUACUCCGCAACCUCCACAUCGUCCUUCAAGAAGGGUUACAGCCUGAGAGAGAAGCUGGCUGAGACGGAGACAUUCAGAGAUAUCCUGUGCAGGCAGGUGGACACGCUUCAGAAGUACUUUGAUGGCUGUGCAGACGCCGUGUCCAAGGAUGAGCUGCAGAGAGACAAAAUCGUAGAGGACGAUGAAGAUGACUUUCCCAACACUCGCACCGAUGCAGACUUUCUGCACAACAACAACGGUAGCAGAGAAAAACUGUUCCAGUCCUUGAGUCUGAAGGGAAUUAACGGCAUUGACUUCAAGGGCGAGGCCAUAACAUUCAAGGCCACCACAGCAGGGAUCUUGGCCACUCUGUCCCACUGCAUUGACCUCAUGGUGAAGAGGGAGGACAGCUGGCAGAAGAGACUGGACAAGGAAAUGGAAAAAAGACGAAGAAUAGAGGAGGGCUAUAAAUCAGCUCUCAAUGAGCUAAAGAAGAAAUCUCACUUUGGAGGUCCAGAUUAUGAGGAAGGUCCAAACAGCCUCAUCAAUGAGGAUGAAUUCUUUGAUGCUGUGGAAGCGGCUCUUGACAGACAAGACAAAAUAGAAGAACAGUGUCAAACGGAGAAGACGAGGAUACAGCGAUCCAGCCCAGUUCCUCCUGGAGACAUCUACUCCACCAGUGGCACACACAGGUUCUCUGAUAAGCCUCGUAGCGUCAUAGUCAGGGCUGUUCCUCUGGAAGUCCACAGAUUCAGCUCAGAGGUGGAGGAGAUGGUGCAGAAUCACAUAACUUACUCCCUGCAGGAUGUCGGUGGAGAUGCCAACUGGCAGCUAGUUGUAGAAGAGGGGGAAAUGAAGGUGUACAGGAGAGAGGUGGAAGAAAACGGGAUCGUUUUGGACCCUUUGAAGGCCACUCAUUCAGUGAAGGGGGUGACGGGUCACGAGGUCUGCCACUACUUCUGGGACACUGCGUACCGCAACGACUGGGAAACUACGAUUGAAAACUUCAACGUCGUGGAAACGCUGUCAGACAACGCUGUGAUUGUGUAUCAGACACACAAGCGUGUGUGGCCUGCAUCUCAGAGGGACGUGCUGUACCUUUCUGCCAUGAGGAAGAUCGUGGCCAACAACGAAAACGACCCAGACACGUGGCUGGUCUGCAACUUCUCCGUGGAUCACGACGACGCGCAGCCAUCCAGCAGAUGUGUUCGUGCCAAAAUCAACAUCGGCAUGAUCUGUCAGACGCUGGUCAGUCCACCAGAGGGUGAUAAAGAGAUCAGCAGGGACAACAUCACCUGUAAAAUCACCUACGUGGCCAACGUGAAUCCAGGAGGCUGGGCUCCUGCCUCCGUCCUCAGGGCGGUUGCUAAGAGGGAGUACCCCAAAUUCCUGAAGCGCUUCACCUCCUACGUGCAGGAAAAAACUGCUGGCAAACCCAUCUUAUUCUGAGCCUGGCAGGAUGGAGACGCAAAAAUGCAGCUGAAGCUUCGAGGAGAAACGACCUCCAGAACAACCUGAUCCAAUCAUAAGUCUUUCUUCCCUCAAUUUUUAACUUGAAAUUAUGACGCGCAAAUAAAUAGUAACAGCUUCAGGUGUCACCGCUUUCAUGAGCAAGAAAGCCUUUUUGGACGGUGAAGUUUUCUGACUUCCUUCAUCAGUAUCAAACGUCUGAUUGAAAUUUCCCACAAUCCCACUUCAUGUGGCAACUGAAAUCCAGCGCCGGUGCCAGUAGGAGAAACACGAUUGUAGCUUUGACAACAAUCUCUGUAGCAAUAUACGUUCUGACCACACGGGGGCAGCAUUUCACAAGGUUCAGGCGUCGGCCUGCAGGCUGCAGGACCCUCAGGGAUGUCACCCAGACGGUUCUGAAGCCGGUUUAUGUUCCUGAUGAUGAUGGUGGGGGUCAAGGGUAUGUCAGCGUCACAGCACAUCUGUGCGCCCCCAUGUGGUCAGCAGUGGUAUUACUUUAGUGGCUUAAAUUCAUUCAAUACUGACAUUCGGUUUUUCACAUGUAGAUUAUUUGAAGCAUCCGGAUGUGGGUGGAUGUGUUUUUUCAUGCUGCAGUUUCUACCAACUUUCAUGUUCAAACAGGAGACUUUUCAGGUGGUCCCUCAUUUUGGACUCAUUUAAAUGUGUGUUCUGUAAGAAGUUUGUAAAAAAAAAACUAAAGAAAUCCUACUUUUAGAGUGAAAUACCUAUUUGUGUCCAGCUUCGCUGGAAGCUGCUGCUCGUAUUUCCAGUAAAAAAGGUUUGGGAUGAUUGUCAUCUCGAGUCUGGAGGGCUGUGGUUUCCCCGGUGAUGGCCCUCUCAUGAAACCACCUCCUGCAGGUGCUGACGGAGGGACGGACGGACACAAGCAAACACAUGUACAUCUUUUUCUCUGCUCCCUUUGUUAAUAGGCUGGAGUUUGAAUGCACAUAUUUUGAAUGUUUUAUUGUAAAUUUCAUGAACAUUUUGGCUGCAAGGUUUGCAAAGCUUUGUUACUUCGGUUGAGCCCAGAUGCCUUAGCGUGACAGGAAACUGUAGAUUCAGGUGGGAUUUAGGGAGUGAUGCCUGUGCACCUCUGAAAUCACAAGUCAAGUGCCUCAUGGCCGUGUUCCUUCUCCCAUCUUUUGUUGUUUUGGUGAAUGUUCAGAUUUGGUUUUUAACUGAACAAAUGACCCAGAUCACUAGUUACUAAUUUCCUUCGGGCUUUUUUCAAGUUAUAUUUAGAUAUUGAAUUCAUGUCAUUUUGAUUUCUGCACAGAAAUCACCAGCUUUCCUCUCGUCACCUGGAUUUUGUUGUCUGCCUCAUUUAUUCUAAAUUUAACAAGAUUUUAUUUUCUGGUACCAGUAUCUCAUGUUUAAGUUUAAUUGGAGUAAAUGUAAAACUGGAACCACAUUUUCAUUGUCAAACCUUUUCAACCGUCCCGUUUUCAGGGCCAUGCUUGACAUUUUCACCAUAGUCCAGUGUGUUUCAGACCCUUUUAGUUUUAUUUGUACUUGAUGACAGCAGAAAAUGUUCCUGCUGGUUCGACACUCGUGCUGAUAAGAUGCAUUAGCUGCUGCUGCUGUUCAGCCUUUGAUUUCAGAGCUUUUGCUGAAGAAAGCGGGUGAGAUACGCCGUGAAGCCUGAUGACGUUCCGCCUCACAGCUAGGUGGAAAAACAUCAGGCUGAAGCUCUUUCACCUAAAGCAACAUUUCUAAAAUAAGUUUGGUUUACCGGCAUGUUGUUAGAGCUGAAUGUGAUUAGAAACCUUUUUUUUUUUCCUUUUGUACAUUUGUUCAUACUAAUGCUGUGGGAUCAACUUAUAAAUGUACUGUGACAACGUGGCAUCUCUUUUGCCCUGUUUUGAAAGUGAAAUAAAUAAGUUUUCCCUCCAUUUUGCACGUUUGUCAUUUUCGAAGCAAAUUUAUUUAAACAUAUUUAUGACGGUGGUGUAUAACAAUGGACAUGUAAAGGGAGCAAACAA